Xenopus laevis (African clawed frog) is the source of this 4331-nucleotide messenger RNA. It is a transcript of the gene ap1g1.S, whose product is annotated as adaptor related protein complex 1 subunit gamma 1 S homeolog. The transcript has 24 exons. The record is from RefSeq and is a predicted model, not a curated record. Bases 261 to 2735 code for a protein of 824 amino acids. Lineage: Eukaryota; Metazoa; Chordata; Amphibia; Anura; Pipidae.
CCCUCCGCGUAGAGGAAAGAGUUCCGGCCCUGGGUGAUUUCUUGAGUUCAGCAGCCGAUCGGUAUACAGGCCAUCAUUUCAUACACGUUUGGCGUUUUUUCAAGAACCAGAUUGCUGGUCGCUUGUCUUAAGGCCGCUGACUACUACGGGAUUCUUCCGCACAGCCGCGGUGCAGCGGCCCAGCAGCCGCCAUUUUGGUUUGUCCCGGAGCCGUGGAGAGAGCAGCAGUACCGGGCGGUGAGAGGAAACAUUCUUGGCUCAUGACAGUGAUUAAGAGAAUGCCGGCCCCCAUCAGAUUGCGGGAGCUUAUCCGUACCAUCCGGACGGCACGUACUCAGGCAGAAGAGCGGGAAAUGAUUCAGAAGGAAUGUGCUGCCAUACGCUCAUCUUUUCGUGAAGAAGACAAUACCUACCGAUGCCGCAAUGUGGCCAAACUACUGUACAUGCAUAUGUUGGGAUAUCCUGCACAUUUUGGGCAGUUGGAAUGCUUAAAACUCAUUGCUUCUCAGAAGUUCACAGAUAAACGGAUUGGGUACCUUGGAGCAAUGCUGCUUCUAGAUGAGCGACAGGAUGUCCAUUUGCUGAUGACCAACUGCAUUAAAAAUGACCUAAAUCACAGCACACAGUAUGUGCAGGGAUUGGCUCUUUGCACACUGGGCUGCAUGGGAUCUGCUGAGAUGUGCAGAGAUCUGGCAGGAGAAGUGGAGAAACUUCUCAAAACAUCAAAUUCUUACCUGCGAAAAAAGGCGGCACUGUGUGCUGUUCACGUCAUCAGAAAAGUCCCAGAACUGAUGGAAAUGUUUUUGCCUGCAACAAAAAAUUUGCUGAAUGAAAAAAACCAUGGAGUGCUUCACACCUCCGUUGUGCUUCUGACAGAGAUGUGUGAGAGGAGUCCAGACAUGCUCACUCACUUUAGGAAGAAUGAAAAGCUUGUCCCCCAGUUAGUUCGUAUUCUUAAAAACCUUAUCAUGUCCGGAUAUUCUCCAGAACAUGAUGUAUCUGGGAUCAGUGACCCCUUUUUGCAGGUACGGAUAUUGCGGCUUCUCCGAAUAUUAGGCAGAAAUGAUGAUGACUCAAGUGAAGCCAUGAAUGAUAUUUUGGCACAGGUUGCAACAAACACAGAGACAAGUAAAAAUGUCGGUAAUGCCAUUUUAUAUGAGACGGUCUUAACAAUCAUGGACAUAAAGUCUGAGAGUGGUCUACGGGUUUUAGCUAUUAACAUUUUGGGAAGAUUCUUAUUAAAUAAUGAUAAAAAUAUUCGGUAUGUGGCCUUGACUUCUCUUCUAAAAACAGUCCAGACCGACCACAAUGCAGUGCAGAGGCAUCGUAGCACCAUUGUAGAUUGUCUUAAGGAUUUGGAUGUAUCUAUUAAACGGCGGGCUAUGGAGCUUAGCUUUGCUUUGGUAAAUGGGAAUAAUAUCCGUGGAAUGAUGAAAGAGCUUCUGUAUUUCCUGGACUCCUGUGAACCUGAAUUUAAAGCUGACUGUGCUUCAGGCAUCUUCUUAGCUGCAGAAAAGUAUGCCCCUUCAAAGCGUUGGCACAUAGAUACAAUUAUGAGAGUUCUAACAACAGCUGGAAGCUAUGUACGAGAUGAUGCAGUUCCAAAUCUUAUUCAGCUAAUCACAAAUAGCUCAGAGAUGCAUGAAUAUACUGUGCAAAAGCUGUACAAGGCCAUUCUGGAUGAUAUUUCCCAGCAAUCAUUGGUCCAGGUAACCUCAUGGUGUAUAGGUGAAUAUGGAGACCUGCUGGUUUCAGGCCAGUGUGAGGAAGAGGAACCUAUCCAGGUUACGGAAGAUGAGGUGCUGGAUGUUUUAGAAAGCAUUUUGAUCUCCAACAUGUCGGCAUCUGUUACACGAGGUUUUGCCCUGACAGCCAUCAUGAAGAACUCCACUAGGUUUAACAACACUGUUAACCGUAUUAAAAAAGUGGUAUCCAUCUAUGGCAGCAGUAUUGAUGUUGAGUUGCAGCAAAGGGCAGUUGAAUAUAAUGCUUUAUUCAAGAAAUAUGACCACAUGAGAUCUGCACUCCUUGAAAGAAUGCCUGUUAUGGAGAAAGCAAUUAGUAAUGGACCAACAGACUUGCCACAAACUAAUGGAGAAACAGACCCCUCAAUUAUUGACACUAAACCAGUUCAAUCUACCCCACAGCCUUCUAGCCAGGCUAAUGACUUAUUAGAUUUGUUGGGUGGAAAUGAUAUUCAGCUAGUCAUACCCACUGCACCACCUUCGAAGCCUGCUUCUGUGGGAGGAGAGCUUUUAGAUCUGCUUGGAGACCUCAAUCUCGGUGGAAUUCCGGCUUCAGUUCCACAGAUGCCAGCACCUCAGCUGCUGCUGGAUGGACUAUCUGCACAGCCUCUAUUUAAUGAUAUCGCAGGUAUUCCUCCAAUCACUGCGUACAACAAGAAUGGACUGAAAAUAGAUUUUAGUUUUGAGAGAUCCAGCACAAAUGGCAGUAUAACCGUGAUUACAACUCAGGCGUCCAAUUGCACAGACAGUGAAAUGACAGACUUUGUGUUCCAGGCUGCAGUACCAAAGACGUUCCAGCUUCAGCUGCUUUCUCCAAGUAGUAAUGUCCUUCCGGCCUUUAAUGCAGGGAGCAUCACACAGGUCAUUAAAGUGCUGAAUCCCCAGAAGCAACAGCUGCGCAUGCGGAUCAAGCUGACAUAUAAUCAUAAGGGCUCGGCUAUACAGGACCUUGCUGAAGUGAGCAACUUUCCCCCUCAAUCAUGGCAAUAAGAAGGAGCUGUGUGCAUACUCACCCCCCCCACCCAAGAUGAAGGAACUCUGGGCUGGAGUCUCUGCCCCUGGAUUACCAAUGAUUGCACUUUGGGCCUUGGGGGAACAGAGAAGAUGGAGGGACAUUCUGCAGCUGAGUGAAGCCAUGUGCGCAAGGAUAGAACCCAGCUGCUUCUCCUUUCCCAACUCAGGAGAAAAUAGCCAGGCCUCUCUCUCAACCCACAAAUGUCUCAAUUGGAAUCAGCGUUGGUCUUUCCUGUCUGGAUUUUGAGUUUUUAACCAUCCCUAUUUCCCACAGUACAUUCCUGCAGUCAUUUCCACUCGCGUCCAUCUUCCCCCUGGAUAUGUCAAUUAACUGUUUUGGGAUUUUGUUUAAAAAAUAAUCUUUUGCCUGGGAUGCUUGGCUCUCCAUCUCUACACCUCAGUUUGCUAGUGUGCAUCCUUUAUUGGAUUAAAGCUGUUUCUGUCCAUAACAUUUGCACAGGAAGUUGGUUCUGCUGCUCCCCAGUUAUGUGUUCAUGUAAUGAUAAAGUCCAGCUCCAACACAUGCAGAUUUUCCACUGUUUUUUCCCUGUUGUUUGCUUUGAAAAGCUGCAUACAGGAUAAUGUGCCUCAUGAGAACACAUUUAAGGCUGAAGAAUUAAGACACUGUAUAUGAUUUACAAAGAGGGAACCAUUUUGGGGAAAAAAGACAUUCAGGCUUCAGCACUGAUGGAUUAUUUUAUUGUUGUGGAUAAAGUGGCUGUUUCAAAAUAAAUGGUACUGAAAUACCGUUCUGCCGACCUGCUGCAAAGAUCUGAGGGGAGUUUAUUCAUCUCCGUACAUGAUUUCAAUUUUCAGAUGUUUCAACAUAGUUCCAGCUGCUAAGGACUUCUUAUAUCUCUUAACUCCCACAGUUCUGUGCCUAAAAGAUGAUGCCAAUGCAUCACAUGCCACAUAAAUCUGUAAAUGAUGAGGGCAAUGAGGCUGCAUCCUGGCACUCUUGUUUGUGACCUAUAGUAAUGUACAUACCCUCUCUCUCUUGUAAAAUCAUGAAGGAACUGAAUUGGUUUUGUUUUCUGCAGCUAUACAGAUAAAACUUUUGUUUUGUUUGUUUCUUGGGAGAUGAGAUACAACAGAAAUUUUGUUAUGGAUACAAGAAGGCAGAGCUGCAGGUGCAGAGAUUUGCUGAGAUCUGUCCUCUAGGUGUGGGUACUGAUUGGCAGGCACUCCCUCAAUACCUGUGAGCACUGAUCUAACUUUUUCUUUGACGCCUGUUGGUAAACUGAGUUUUCAUUUCUUGUCUGUGGCACUCUUAUGCCGCAUCUUGUUCCUGUAAAUGCUCUUCCCUUUCCUUUAAGUGAAACUUCUUCUCUGCAUACCCCUCAGUAGCCUCAUUGAAUGGAACACUGAAUCUCCAUGUGUGAGUGGAGCUGACAAUGAACUGAUUAUUACUGCAGACUUAUUUUGAGAUGUAAAGGCAACCUUGUAAAAACAAGUCUUUGGGGAGCAUUCAAGGUGUAAACAUUUUCAUGGGAUACUUAGACUGCUGUGUAUUAUCGUCUUUUGGUUGAAACAAAAUCUGAAAAGUGACUAAUAAAGAAUAAAAAAACCUCA